AUGAGCAAAUGGGACGCAGACCGGCCUUACCUCUCUCCAGAACCCUCCACCUGGGGCGGCCAACGGGUUGGAGGGGGCUACACGAACCUCCAUGCCCAUGACCCGCGGACGUCGUCUGCCCAAUCCCUAGCACCGUCCAUCCCGGACACGGGCGAGCAGCCCACCCGCACGCUGCUCAUUAUCUACAUCCACGGCUUCAUGGGGAAUGACUCUUCUUUCCAGUCCUUCCCGGCCCAUGUGCACAAAUAUCUCAAGAACCACAUGCCCCGCACCCACACCAUCCAUUCCAAGAUAUAUCCAAAGUACAAGACCUACAAAGCCAUCGAGGUCGCGCGAGACAACUUCGGCCGCUGGCUGAACCCGCACGAGUCCGACACCACAGAUGUUAUCCUCGUCGGCCAUUCCAUGGGCGGGCUUCUCUCUGCGGAUGUGGUCUUGAAGCCUUCGACUACCGGCAGGGCUACCUUUUUCCAACACAGAAUCCUUGGGACUGUGAACCUGGAUGCACCUCUGCUUGGACUCCACCCGGGCAUCGUCGUCUCUGGCAUAUCCAGCCUCUUCCGGAAGAAACCAGAUCCGCCAAAGUCGUUCGACGAGCAGGACGGCGGCUCGAGUGGGACCCCUUCCAGAGCGGGCUCGCAGGAGCCCUACCAAUUCUCAGAUGCCGGAUCGGUGUCAUCCGCAUCGCAGCCUCCGACGCCUUCGCCGCAGACAGCUGGUGGCUUGCUGUCGAGAAUGACGUUUGACCCGAACUUCAACCCCAAUUAUCCCAACGAUGUGCGCAUCAUGGACCGCGGCUGGUGGAAGAACGUCGUCCAUUUCGUCAAGAAGCACAACUCGGAAGGUUUGGUGGACGCAGCAACUCACCACAUCAUGUCCCACCUAGAAUUUGGCAGUUGCUUGGCUGAUUUCAAUGGCCUGAAGCUGCGGUAUGAAACUCUCAGGAGGCUUGAGGACGUGGACGAUAUCAAACACCACGGGUUCCCACACGUCCCCCCGAGAGUUCGGUUCGUCCAGUACUACACAGUCUGUCACGGAUAUCCGAAACAGCCCAAGACGCCGAAGAGCCCAGAUCCUGAAAACUCAGAGAAUUCAUGGCUGGACAAGCAAGAUGGCUCCGUGCAACCGCAGAGGCUGUCGGAUAUACAUAAGGAGGAACCCACUGCUCUGAUUCACCCGGAGGAAGAUGUCCCAGAUGACAGGUCUAUUACCAGCCUCGAAAUCCUGGAUCCUGAUCCUAUAGCAGAGGAAGCAUAUGACGGCGAGCAGGAAGACGUGAAAGCGGAAAAGGCAGAGACGGACGGGGCGGGGCCAGCGGCGGCAGAACCUGACGAGGCAAAGAUAGAAGUAGCAAAGACAGAGGAGACAAAGCCAGAGGGGGCCAACGCGGAAGAGGUCAAGACGGAACAGGAGGGCGUCGACGACGAAGACGAAGAGAUGCCAGAAAUCGCAAGGGCAAUGGCAAAGUUCAAGUCCGAGCUGCCCAAGUUGGAAAGCCCGGGGCCUGCGCCCGAGUCGCCAGAUCUUAGCAAGUUUACCGACAAGGAAGUGCGGCAGCAGGUCGAGAAAGAGGCCAAGAAGCGGAGGAAGGCCCACGAGAAGGCGGUUAAGAACUACGAGAAGGACCUCAAGGACCGCAAGAAGCUCAUCGCGAAGCACAGGAAGAAGCUGGCAAAGGAGUUGGAGCCCACGCAGAAGCAACGAGGCGUCUUGGACGCUGCUGCGCGUACCGCCCUGGAUGAUGCGAUACACGACCAGGAGUCGAUCGCCGACGCCGCCGCGGCCGCCGCGCCCCCCAGGCCUCCGCCGAGGCCCCCUGCACAAGGGGAAACCUCUACCGCAGCAUCCCUCGUUGAGGGUGCCCCUGCCGACGACAAGGGGCCGCUGGACGCCAAACCGGGCUCCUCGCUUGCCCCAGCCAUCUCGGUGGCGAGCUCAUCAGACCCGGCCGAGCCCCCACGGGGUAGCAGCUCGAGCAAGGACAAACAGAAGCAUAUACAGAGGCAGGAGAAGCCCGAGAAGCCCAAGAAGGACCGCAAGUUCUGCAACCUACCCUCCAAGAUCAACGGCCAGCGCGACCCCAAGUGGAUCAAGAUCUUUAUGAAGGACGCCGACGAGGUCGCCGCCCACACGGGGCUCUUCUUCCCCGGCCCGCACUACGAGCGCCUGGUGGGCGACGUCGGCGACAUGAUCGUCCAGUGGGUGCAGGACGACGCGACGAAGCGGGCCAUAGUGGACGCCGCGGCGGAGGCGGGAUGA
This is a messenger RNA of Neoarthrinium moseri, 2259 nucleotides long. RefSeq lists its product as uncharacterized. The transcript is spliced from 2 exons. NCBI's taxonomy places the organism in Eukaryota, Fungi, Ascomycota, Sordariomycetes, Amphisphaeriales, Apiosporaceae. Bases 1 to 2259 code for a protein of 752 amino acids. The record is from RefSeq and is a predicted model, not a curated record.